AUGGACUUCAACAUUGGCUUCAUAGGCCUCGGUGCCAUCGGCUAUCCCAUGGCUGCAUCGAUUCGUCGAAAUUUGAAGCGCCAAUCUACCGUUCAUGUUUUUGACGUCAACAAAUCAGCCUGUGAGAAGUUUGUUCAGCAAUUUUCAAGCUUUGGACAGGUAGAAGUCGCAGCAAGUCCACGCGAAGUUGCUGCCGCAGUAGAUGUGGUGAUUUCCAUGGUGCCCGGAGCACCAGAAGUAUCGAAGGUCUAUCUCGACGUUGGAGAUGGCAUCAUUUCCGCUCCCAAAAACCCACAAAGACUAUACGAAAGGCUUCUCAAGGGACAUAUGUUGAUGCCCCUGUUUCCUACAUUUGAGCCAUCAAUGGCAACGACGCUUUCUGACUCCAACUUACCCCAGGGAGGCGUACCAGCAGCGGAAAAGGCGACUCUCUCAUUCAUGAUCGGACGCAAACCUGAUGAUAAGGAGGAUCACUUAUCUCAAAGACUACGUCAGGUAGUUUCAAUGAUGGGCGACCCUGAAAAGCUCUUCUGGUGCGGUGACGUUGGUUCGGGACUUGCUGCUAAGAUCAGCAACAACUACAUCUCCUGCUCUAUUCUACUUCUGAUAUCUGAAGCUAUGGCAAUCGGAGUAAAGUCUGGAGUGGAUCCAAAGAUGCUUCAGAAAAUUAUUCACAACUCUACCGGUCAAACAUUCAUGGGAGAUAAUAUGUUUCUCAAGGAUCUGUCUCUGGGCAUCGAUGCUGCAAAACAGGAGAAUAUCCAGCCGACGAUGGCAGAAGCGGCUUAUGGAGUAUUUGAAAAAGCCUCCAAGGACCCCCGCUGUAUCGAUCGUGACGGCUCCUCGGUCUACCUUUACGUCACAGACUCAAAGACUUAA
This is a messenger RNA of Colletotrichum lupini, 879 nucleotides long. RefSeq lists its product as uncharacterized. Gene Ontology annotation, molecular function: 3-hydroxyisobutyrate dehydrogenase activity; NADP binding; NAD binding. Gene Ontology annotation, cellular component: mitochondrion. The transcript is spliced from 6 exons. NCBI's taxonomy places the organism in Eukaryota, Fungi, Ascomycota, Sordariomycetes, Glomerellales, Glomerellaceae. Gene Ontology annotation, biological process: L-valine catabolic process. The record is from RefSeq and is a predicted model, not a curated record. The coding region runs from base 1 to 879 and encodes 292 amino acids.